GACCGUGACAUUGCUAAAGUUCACCCGCAUUCAAAUCACGAUGGCGCUGAAAACACCCGGGAGCGCGUCCUUAGUUUUAGUUUUAGUUAGUUUUACCACAUUGUUUUCCGCCCUCUCCGCGUACACCGUGCCGACCGCACAACCCCAAUCUCAAAGGGGGGCUGUCAAAUACUACAAUCAACCCUCGUACCAACCCGCCGUGCGGAAACCCACCGUCGCCCAAGCUCAUGUCCCUUACACGCACCAAACCCUGAAGCAAGGGGCCGUCCCCGCGGUCCCCGUUGUCCCUGCGAGUCCCGCCAAGGCAACGCCGAAGCCCGCCGUCGCGAACAAGUACUACCAACCGUACCAAUACCCGGUGCCGGUAGCCUCGCAGUACCAAUACCCGGUGCCGCUUAAGACCGUUCAACCGAGUGCAAAGCCCGCAAGCCCCAAACAGAAUGUGAAGCAAAGUUCGGCCAAGAAGAAGGUUACCCCGGUGCCAGCGAAUUAUUAUUAUCACCCGAGUGCCACGCAAAAUAAGUAUUACGCUCCCACCAACACGUACGUCGCCAAACCAGCAGUUACACAAUUUGGGACAAAGAAGUACGUAGUAUCAAACGGAUACGGUGGCACAAGGCAACUAAGUGAAGCAGAGCUACGUCAGAUUCUGCAACAGUACCAAGUUGCUAUCUUUGGUAACUACCCGUCAAACGGUACCGCACCUCAAGUCAUAUUCCUUCCCUCCGGCUAUCCGCAAGGUUACCCUCAGCCUCAACCCGGCUACCCUCAACCAGGAAGCGUUCAAUCACAAUACCCUCCUCCGAGCUACCCACCCUCUGGUUACCCGCAACCCUCUUAUCCACCUCCGUCAUACCCGCAGCCUGGAUACCCACAACCUGGAUACCCACAACCUGGAUACCCGCAGCCUGUAUUUCCAGAACAACCAGCUCAACCUGUUCAACCAGUAGAGCCAACGCCAUCACCGUUCCCAGAACAGCCAUCGACAUCGCCUGUGAAUCCAGGACAACCUUGGGAGACACAGCAGCCAGGCGAGCUUCCCCCAGAUCAGGUGUUCGUUGUACCAAGUGAGCAGACAGGUGGGCCAGAUUCUGGCUCCCCUGCACCGGAAGAAAUAUAUCCCCCCAUCGAGACAACUGGACCAAGUGGCCCCGAAACUGGACCAAGCGGCCCCGCAACUGGACCAAGUGGCGGAGACUCAUCAUCCGGAUCGCAGGAGCCAGAUAACUCAGGAGGAUACCAACCACCAGUUGGCCCUGUGGACGUUCUUGUUCCUGCUACUUCAACCGAAGGGCCAUCACCUCCAUAUCAGCCACCCAGCGAGCCGAGUCAACCUGAUUCCGGCGUGGUUUACCCCGGAGAACAACCAAAUCCCUCAACAACCGACGUAUCAUAUCCUCCAUCUCCCGAAGAACAGCCUCAGCCACCCUAUGGAUACCCACAGCCACCUCCACCAGAGUCUGUGUACACUGAAGCACCUCAACCUGCGCAAGUAAUUCCCGGUGAAGGUCAGCCAGAUGGUGGACAGGUGGUUUCACCUUCAGAGGGUUACCCGGGCUCCGGAUAUCCGGGAGAGGCACCAUCUCCAGGAAAUGAAGUUUAUCCAGGUGGGUCUCAACCACCGACUGGGUACCCCUCACCUGUAGAGCCAGCUCCUCAGCCUGGAACACCGGUUGAGUACCCUCCACCUGGACAGCCAGGCGCACCCGAACAAUCUACAUAUUCCCCAACUAUCGAUCAACUUGUGCCCGAGACAAGUCCUGAAUCGCCUGGACCCUCCGAGGGAGGAGCUGGAGCACAACCUCAACCAGUUGAUCCUUAUCCAGUUCAACCAGACAACCAGUACCCAGGAUCCUCUGAGCAAGGUGGACAAGGACAACCAGAACCUGCUGUAGUUCCACAGCCUGAUAAUUCUAAUAAUGAAGUAGUCCCAUCGGAAUUCACGAUGCCCGGUUUCGAGCCCAGUGAAAUCACCACUCCCUCUCCUGUUCCAGGUUAUCCUGACAACGGCGCCACAUCACAGCCAGAACCUUCAUCAACGCAAUCACCAUAUCAGCCGUCAACCACCCCUUCAGAGUAUCCUGCAGUAUUUCCAGGUUCUUCUGAAACCACCGAAAACCCUCCUGUUCAGCCAGGACAAGUAUAUCCAGAACCAGAACAGCCAUUGCCUGGAUACCCAGGAGUUGAGCCAGAGCAACCGUACCCGUCAUCAACUGAAUCUACGGUACAGCCAGGACCAGAGUACCCGCCCGUAUAUCCAGGAGAAGCAGGGCAACCUGGAGAAACUGGAUACCCCCCAUUGCCGUAUCCAGAAUACCCAGGACAAACAGGAGAACCUGGAUCAGCUGGACAGCCAGGAGAACCAGGGCAACCAGGACAACCAGGACAACCAGGACAACCAGGAUUCCCUGGAUCUUCCGAGCAGCCCGGAUAUCCGUCAGGAGAACCUGUAUAUCCCUCAGAACCAGGCACACCAGGACAACCAGGACAACCAGGACAACCAGGACAGCCUGAGCCUAGUCAACCUGUAUACCCAGAAUACCCAGAAUACCCAGGAGAGUCCGGUCAACCUGGAAGCCCAGGACAACCUGGAGAGCCCGGUCAACCUGGAAGUCCAGGACAACCAGGACAGCCAGGGUCCGGUCAACCUGGAUCCCCAGGAUACCCAGGAUACCCAGGAGAGGCCGGUCAACCUGGAAGCCCAGGACUGCCAGGGCCCGGUCAACCUGGAUCUCCAGGAUCUCCAGGAUCUCCAGGAUACCCAGGUCAACCAGGUGAACCUGGAUACCCGGGACAACCAGGACAGCCCGGACAGCCAGGUGGAUCUGGAUACCCUGGACAACCAGGACAGCCCGGACAGCCAGGUGGACCUGGAUACCCUGGACAACCAGGACAGCCCGGACAGCCAGGUGGACCUGGAUACCCGGGACAACCAGGACAGCCAGGUGAACCUGGAUACCCGGGACAACCAGGACAGCCCGGACAGCCAGGACAACCGGGUUAUCCAGGACAGCCAGGACAACCAGGACAACCAGGAUCGCCGUGCCCACCUUCUGGUCCAAUUGACCCCAAAGAUUGUAACAGCACAGACAACCCAUUAAUAAAAUACUGUAAAUCAGCCAGAGGACAAUUCUCAAUUGAUACCUCAUGUAAUAACUUCGUGAACUGCUGGGACUGCAUUGCUGCUGAGCAAGAGUGCCCCUCUGGACUUGUUUUCAACGAAGAAAAGGCACAAUGUGACUGGCCAUCAAGUACGUCUUGCGGAAGCCGACCAAUUACAUCCGCGGAAGGAAAUGGAUCUUCUUCACCUCCUUCUGACGGAAGUUCUGGUUCCGAAUGUCCCGACGGAACUUACAGAGGCAAAGAACAUUGUGGAGAAUUCUAUGUCUGCACUGGUGGAUACAAGUAUGAUUUUGUUUGCCCCGCGGGAACUGAUUUCAACUCUAACAUUAACAUCUGCGACUGGCCUUAUCGAGUAGAAUGUGAAGGCUUGCCAUCGAACCCGACCCCUGUUGAACACGAAAACUCGACCGAAAGUGAAGAUGGAUGGUCCUCCAGUGGGAACUCAACUAGCACUUCGACACCAGCCUCCGAAACCGUGACAUCAGCACCUCCGGCUGGAUACGUUCCUCCACCACCAGCAGGAGUUGACCCAUCAAGAUACUACACUUACUACUUCAACAAAUUCUACAACCCCAAGAACUUCGGACCUCAACAGACCUACAGGCCUGUGCAGAAGUAUCAGACCGGACAAGUAUACAGACCAGUUCAGGCCUACACACAAGCUCACGCCUACACACAAGCUCAGGUUCAAAAGACCCAGACAGCAUACAGACCUCCGCAAGCUUACAGACCAGCACAAGCUGCGAAGCCCACUCAGGCUCACAAGUCUCAGCCGGCUUACAGACCUCAACAAUCCUACAAACCUCAGCAAUCAUACAAACCACAGCAGGCAUACAAACCAACACAAAACUAUAAACAGACACAGUACAAACAACCCCAAGUCUACAAACCGACGCAAAACUACAAACAAACACAGACCAACAAGCAGGGCUACAAACCUACACAGACUUUAAAAGCCACGCAGACCUACAAGCCAGCGCAGGCUUACAAACCGCAAGCCUACAAACCAGCGAAGACCCAAAAACCCACGCAGAGCUACGUCAACAGGAGAUACCUUACCAGAGAAGUUACCACUUUGGUCAACUCAGGGCGAAAAUGUAAUAGCUCAAAGGUUUACAAGUUGAACCCUCACUGCUCAUCCGUCAGCUUUUGCCGAUCCGGGUCUAUGUACGUGCUGAACUGCGCCGCUGGCUCCAGUUACGAUGCCAAAUACAGAGGCUGUGUGCCAAGAUCAAAAGCACGGUGCUAAUUGACAACGAAAUUGCUCCGUGAUUGAAUCUCCUCCGAUUUCACUAGAGUCCACGAGUCUUUUUUCGGCAUAAGUGGACUUUGCCGUGAUGUUUUAUAGACUGAGUUUUCUUUUAAACACUCUUGUAAGAUCAACUUACUUGAUAAGGAUUCUGAACUGUAUUUAUUAAUUUUAAUUCAUUGAUCUAUUAGAAAAUUCAACUUUUGUCAAAUGAGCCAAUAUGGGCUGUUGGACGACUGAAUAACGUUCUCUGAUAAGUUGGUUGACAAUCGUUGAAAUCCUUGCUUUAGAGAAUAUCACGUUGUUCAAAUGGACAAUAUUAUAAUUUAUUAGAUAGGUUUUUGUGCGGGUUUACUUGAUUAUUGAGAGAUGUGUCAAUGCUACUAUUUUCUCAAGUCAAAAUUGAAUGCAAACAAUUUUCUCUAAAGUGAAUGUUUCACGAUUAAUUGUGCCAUACACUUCAUUCUUAGGUUCUUAUUUUGAAGUUUGAUGAGAUUGGAUUUUGCACUAUUGAGGGUUAUAAGUUGCCUUCGGUUUGCUGGUGGUUAGAUCGGAAGUCUGUCUUAAACCUGAAACCACCUAUGCAAAAACCUUGAAUCAUCAACAUUUGAUUUCCCUCAUUUAGAGAAGGAGAUAAUCAUUCUGUGAAUGGCGAGAUCUCAAGCACUUUUCUCUCUAGUUUUUUCAGGAUCGUUAUUGACUUAGAACAAUUCUCAUAUUAAUGGCAUAGCCAUAUUUUUUAGUGCCCCAUCAGGAAUAAGUUAAAACUGAAUGUGAAAUUCUCCCACCAAAAUUAUCAGGAAAAACUCUAGCUUUUAUUUGCUCGUACUUGCGUCUUAUCAAAUAUGAUGAAAAAAUAAAGGAUUAAUUACAUGUAAAUACAAUUCUCUGUUUAGCAUCUUUUUGACGUAUACGGUUUUAGAAUUGAUAACAAAAAGGAAUCAUCAGUAUACUUUCUCAUCGAAAUGUCCCUAACUAUCUGCAGUCUGGGAAAAAACAGUGACGUAAAUGAAUGUUUAAUAUGUAACUAAUUUGUGAAUAGAUGUUGCAUGAAUUAAAAAUUGAGUGGCUUUAAAUGUUGCAUAAGUGUGUAAGUUUAUAUGAAUGUGAAUGUAAAAAUACAAAGGAGUCAGUUUGUACGCUCAUUAUGAGUUGCUCAAAAUAAACUUGUGAUUGCAGAAAA
Molecule: messenger RNA, 5555 nt
Organism: Bemisia tabaci
Lineage: Eukaryota; Metazoa; Arthropoda; Insecta; Hemiptera; Aleyrodidae
Cellular component (GO): extracellular region
Molecular function (GO): chitin binding
Source: RefSeq, a predicted model, not a curated record